This is a messenger RNA of Amoebophrya sp. A120, 3502 nucleotides long. NCBI's taxonomy places the organism in Eukaryota, Dinophyceae, Syndiniales, Amoebophryaceae. The record is from the annotation of a GenBank genome assembly.
AGGUAGAUGAGGCUGAGAGAGCACUGGAGAAUCAUUUUUUUGCCAUUGGCUCCUUACCGGUAUAUUUCAUAAGAUCGGAAACAGAAAACCAAGGUGGUUCUUACACUCAAAGAAGAUGACCUCAACAGCACGAACUGGAAGAGCGACUCGGUUCUAAUCCUCUCGUGCGCGCUAAUCUGAUGGCGCGGUUAUCCUUUGACCUCUACGCGGGGCUACUUUUUGGUCUCCCGCUACGUGCGGUUGCGAACGCGGUGUCGCAGAACCAGCAGCAGCAACAUAUCGCAGUAGACUACGAUGCCGCAACUGAAGCGCGUACGAGCCCAGUGAGGUUGUCGACAAGAGAAGCUAAGAAGCGCGUAACAGCAGCAAAGCGAGCGACAGCAGCCGGAGCGGAAGAGCAGGAAACCGACAUCCCGGAUCCGGACGAAGGCGGGCAGAGCGAAGACGGGACCUUUGGGAAUGCUCCGCGCAUUUUUCUUCAGGAGGACGAGGUGGAGCGGGUAACAGCAAUGCUUAGUGCCGUAGGACCAAUUCGUUGUCAUGUAGCUCUUUGAGACGUAUUACUACCAUCAAAUCGCUCGUCCCCUGCCUCGUUUCAUCAUUGUCAUUUCAUUUUCCGAGGCAGCGGCUGGCUUCUUUGGAAACACAUUGCAACUUACCCCAGGUUUUCGCCCAGUCUGGGGAGGAUCGCGCCAGCAAAGUGGUGAAAAACAAUUUGAAUGCCGAGCGCGGGCCUGCUGCAGCGGCUCCAACCAGAAACGGCAGCGCGGACGACGGCACAGAGUUCGACAGACGCGUCAAUGCCACGAUGUCACUCGAGCCGCGUUUGUCCAAACAGGCGGCACAGGAAUUUGUGCAAGCGGACACCAACAUAUGAGAGUGCACGGGUCCCCCUGCUCGUUUGAAGGGUCUGAGCAGAGCCAGGAGAUGAAUCUGUCAUGCGUGCGAGUUCUUUCUGCAUAGCAUAUAUAAAUUCACACACGGACAGUAGUACUGGCUGCUCAAGCGUUACUCCGAAAAAUGUCUCGCCAAGAUAAACAUUGCAUGCACACACGAUGUAGGCGUGCUACUAGAACGACGGGGAGUUGUGCUCCCUCAUACAGCUCGGAUACGGUUUUGACCAAAGACGAAUUGCCACCGGCCCUCCUGAAUAUCGUCAUUGUGAUCGAGAUACCAAUGGUCACCAGUGUGCCUGGGUCGUGUAGUGCAAUUAUUCGGUGGAUGGAGAGCAGACGCCAUCGCCAUUACACAGACAGCUAGGCAUGAAGAAAUCUCUAGUAACAGCUCCUACGCAAUGCCUGCUCAGCAUGAGUAGUGACGGCGUUGCAAGCUUGAAGGCGCGCCACAUUGUCCUUGUAAAACAUGCAUGACGCACAGAGCUUACCACGCACAGAUUCCUGCUGGCAGAGCAUAAGUUUUGCAGACACCGAAACCCAGAGUGACUUUAACAUGCAUAUGGAACGAAUACCAGCAGGAACGCCACCAAUCCAACUACCAUAUCAGAGGUCAGUCCAUGCUGCUUCUACAACUUGCGCCGUAUUGUGAGGAAAAAUCCCCCCACCCAAUGCCAAAGGGACACUUCUCAUGCGUUACUCAUGCACACAGGUCGACUCGUUGUAUGGAUAAACGAAGUCGGCAAAGAGACACGGUAGAGGCCUUUUUAGCGAGCGACUUUUCAUGCUAUUCCGGGCAAUGUAGGGUUGGAUUCUUGUCCUGCGUGCUGUAUUUGCAGCGCUUUUCGAUGCCUGACAGAACUAGAAUCCGUACAUCGUGCCUUCUGACACACAUGGCAACCUGCUUUGUAUAAGUACACAACUGCAGCGUGAGAAGUUUCCUCCUCAGGGUGGCGCGGUGGCGGGAGUUUCAACUUUGAUACGCCGUGCGUGGACCUUGAGCUAUGCCGACGCGGAACAUCACGACGCAGACGCCGCGAGUAGUGCCUUCCUGCAGUGGGCGUAUGACGGGACCAAAACGAUAGGCGAACUCCUGCCGCCAGAAAUGCGUUUGCGGUGGGCGCGACAUGAAGGCUUGGGGGACCUUCCGAAAUAUCCUUUGGAAAAACAGACCCACCGCAUAGCCAAGAUGGGAAGGCUUUCACUCUGCAUGAUGAAUGUCGACAUGCAACGCACUAGUCGCGCUUGGCUACGAAAGCCGCACCACGAAUCCACUUCCUUAUUCCGAUGGUAGCAUGGAAAAUUUGUUCUAGACACGAGCAGGAAAGUCCUUCAAUUGGCACUCCGUGCUGGACAUGCAAAUAUGCAUGACAGGCUUGUGGUGGGUUAUGUUUUGCACAGGAUAAAGCAGAGUAUGGGUUACACGUUCGGCUUGGCGAAAUGGACCUCACCGACCGGGAGCAUUUGGAGCGGUUGCUCUAUCGUAGCGGGAACAUUAGCCACCGUCCUCAUAUUCAAUAGGAGUAGAGUGCUCGUAUUUUUUGCGAGGAUUGCAUUAUUGCUGCAAGGCACUUUCUUGUGAUGCAUAGAGGAACUAUAGCAGGCAGAGCGACAGCAUGAUCCUGAGCAGGAAUGCAUCAAAGUUCUCUACGUGAUAUCAAUCAGAAACUAUUCGCUUUGAAUUUGGCGGCUGGGAAGGUUUCUUUGUGAUAUUUGGGAGCACGAAGAGUACCUCGUCCGUGCGUGGGAAAGAUAUCUGGACAGAACACAGCAAGGAAAGGGCUUCAUAUUCACUGCAAAUAUGUCUGGGUCCUCUGAAAGAUCGCAGAUGCUUGUAAUGAUCUAGGUCUGCCAUGCAGGGACUAGCGCAACAGCUCAUGCGAGAGCUUUGCGAUUCUCUUCUGUGCAUGAGAGACCCGCACUCAGCGCGGCCGGAAGUGGCCACCUUUUGUUACUCAUGCGCGACAGAUUUGUAUGUGAGUGCCAGAAAGAAUCACAAGUCUGCACCCUUCCAGAUCCAGACAUAUUCGCAAUGCAUAGCCGGGCGCCGUCAAGGUGAAGGCCCUGGCGUCAGUGUCGCACGUCGUUGACUAUGCCUUGCGCUACUUAAAUCUCGAGUGGCCGUGCUGUUUCGGUAGGAAAAGCGAGUAGGAUCGUGAUGCUUUUUUUCGUGUUGGUCUUGGUGAAGUCAAGCAAUGCUCAGGACAAAGUAAACUGAGUUUAAAUGUGGAGCUUUCUCUCUUGUUCUUCAUGUAAACGGAACCAAAACCGUGUCAGACAUUGGCAUUUUUUCAAAAAGUCGCGCGACGCACCAUAGGAGCGGAGUACGGUGGCUGCCCGAAGAAGGCAGCUGCAUGAAAUAGAAGUAACUCGUCUCGUUGUGCGCCGCACUUUUUUCAUGAUUAUUCUUCUCACCGCAGCGUGUAAGAUCAACAACCUUAGUCAAUCUGGCGCUCGCAUGCUGUUCAAACAAGAUGCCCUCGGUUGCAGGUCUUUUUGUGGCGGAAAGGAUCAUUGCCUAUGUAUGUUGCGCGCUCUCAGUUCUUGCGCCUGUAGUUGGUCCCGAUGCAGCGUGACGUAACCUGAGGAGGCGUUCGUGUGAUAGGGUC